GACAUCAGUCGCCGUCAUCGUCGCUGCCCAGACAGUCGCACCGAGAGUCUUCGCAUCGCAUUGGCCUUCAAAUCGUGCGCAGCUUAGCUUCCAUUCAGGUCGCCAAAUAGUAGUGAGUGACGCACUGAAAAAAAUUUCGCAAUUUUUACGUGCAAUUAGAAUUUCGUUUGUCAGUUUUUGCGUGAACCGGCAAUAAGCGGCCAACACGUGUUGCGACCAACCAGCAUAAUACAUAACAUGAAAUAAAGUGCUCCACAAAAAGACAAAAAAAAAGAAGCAAAUUUCGCCGGUUGUCAAACGCGCAGAGCACUUUAAAAGCGCUCUCUCGUUCUAUCUCUUUUAUGCUCUUUCGUUCGUUUCGUUCGCUCAGUGCAAAGUACACGUCACCAACAACAACGCGUCACGCGAUACGCAUUUCAAAGAAAGCCAACAACAAGAGCACACAACAACACAAAAUUCGCACAUUCAUAUUCAUUAGUGAUUCAUUGAAUCGAAGCAAAGUCAGUUUAACGCGUGACGCCGGCAACACAAGACGUGUGUGCGCUCUCUCUGUAUCUCUAUCUCUGUCUCUGUUCUGUCUCGAAAUGGGCUACGAUGAAGUGAUUGUGCAGUUGGGUGAUUUCGGACGCUACCAGAAGAUAAUCUUUUUGCUCAUCGCCCUCACUUCGAUACCCGUUGCCUUCCACAAACUCGCUGGCGUUUUUCUACUCGCCAAGCCCGACUUUCGUUGUGCGCUGCCAAGUGAUCCUCAAAAUGCAAGCUAUGCACUGGCUACGGAACUCAAGGAGUUGGCUUACUCUGCGCAGGAUAAUUGCGCAUAUUAUCAGGUGGAUAUUGCGGAUAAUGGCAGCUACUACCGAAACCCAAAUCAGACGACGCCGCAGCAAUGCACUCGCUAUAUCUACGAUCAGUCCAAGUAUCUGAACAGCGCUUACACCGAAUUCGAUUUGGUUUGUGGUCGCAAAUUUCUCGCCUCGACCAGUGAAUCGAUCUUCAUGCUGGGCGUCUUACUCGGGAGCAUUAUCUUUGGCCAACUGAGUGAUAAAUAUGGCAGGAAACCGAUCUUCUUUGCCUCGCUGGUAAUACAAGUGAUCUUUGGCGUUGUCGCUGGCAUUGCUCCAGAAUAUUUCACCUACACCAUCGCCCGCUUAAUUGUGGGAGCCACCACAUCCGGAGUGUUCCUCGUGGCCUAUGUGAUUGCCAUGGAAAUGGUUGGACCGAGCAAGCGUCUCUAUGCGGGCAUCUUUGUGAUGAUGUUCUUCUCGCUGGGCUAUUUCGGGAUGGCUUUAUUUGCCACCUUCAUCCACGAUUGGCGCUGGCUGCAGAUUGCUUUUACGCUGCCGGGAUUGAUUUUCAUGACCUACUAUUGGAUCAUACCGGAGUCGGUGCGUUGGCUGCUCUCCAAGGGACACAAGGAACGUGCCAUCAAAAUCAUUCAGCAGGCGGCGCGAUUCAAUCGCGUGGACAUCACCAAGGAGGCGUUGCAGGUGCUCCUGGAUGAGGGCGACAAGCAGCAGCCGGAGGAGAAGCAGCAGCAACAGGAGCAGGAUCAACCGGAGCAAGCUGCAUCGGUUUGGGAUUUGCUGCGUUAUCCGAAUCUGCGACGCAAGACGCUUGUCAUCUUCUUCGACUGGUUGGUCUGCACCGGAGUCUACUACGGCUUAUCCUGGAGCACCAAUAAUCUGGGAGGCAAUGUCCUGCUCAACUUUGUCAUCUCGGGUGCCGUGGAAAUUCCCGCCUAUUGUUUUCUGCUGCUCACUCUGAAUCGCUGGGGAAGACGCUCGAUUCUUUGUGGUUGCAUGUUGGUUGCUGGCUGUGGUUUGAUCCUGUCGGCUGCAGUGCCUCAGGACAUGCAUUGGCUCGUCGUCACGUGUGCCAUGAUUGGCAAAUUGGCCAUCACGGGAUCGUAUGGCACGAUUUAUCUCUUCUCCAGCGAACAGUUCCCCACUGUGGUGAGGAAUGUGGGCAUGGGAGCUGCCUCGAUGGUGUCGCGUCUCACGGGGAUGUUGGCUCCCUAUUUGAAUGACAUGGUUGUCAUUUGGCCAGCGUUGCCCAUGAUUGUCUAUGGCUCGCUCUCGUUGGCCGCCGGUUUCAUGUCCCUCCUGUUGCCAGAGACACUCAACAAACCAACUUUAGAGACAAUUGCCGAUGGCGAACGUUUUGGCAAGAAGGAACGCUUGGAUGCGGCUUACUUGGAGACGGGCAAGGCGAUGGAGGUGCAGCCAUUGAAUGCUCCAGUGGCCAAUGGCAAGAGUAAUGGCCACAAAUACUAGAAAAGAUCCGUGCAACUAACUGUACUUAAAUCGGACCAAAACUUAGCACAUUUUCCUACUCUUAAAUUUUUAAAAGACGAAAGUAUUAUAUUUCAGAAAUCUCAUAAGCAUGCCAAAAACACACACGAAAAGAAACUAAAAA
Messenger RNA from Drosophila sulfurigaster albostrigata, 2415 nucleotides. Its product is annotated as organic cation transporter-like protein. The transcript has a single exon. The record is from RefSeq and is a predicted model, not a curated record. Gene Ontology annotation, biological process: transmembrane transport. Gene Ontology annotation, molecular function: transmembrane transporter activity. Lineage: Eukaryota; Metazoa; Arthropoda; Insecta; Diptera; Drosophilidae. Bases 342 to 2273 code for a protein of 643 amino acids. Gene Ontology annotation, cellular component: membrane.